AUGGGUCCUUUGCCGGACAACAUGACCCCAGCUUCUUUGAGCCAGAACUGCUCCAACUGCAGCCACUUCUUAGUCCCAGGACUCAGCAUGGUGAAAACUGUGGUUCUGGGCAUGGUUCUUGGUGUGUUCAUCCUCUUUGGAGUCAUCGGAAACAUCCUGGUGAUCCUCUCUGUGGUUUGUCAUCGACACCUGCGGACAGUCACGCAUUACUUCAUCGUUAAUCUGGCCGUGGCGGACUUGCUGCUGAGCUCCAUCGUGUUACCCUUCUCUGCCGUUUUUGAGAUUCUGGGUCGUUGGGUGUUUGGACGAGCUUUUUGUAAUGUUUGGGCAGCUGUGGACGUGCUCUGCUGCACAGCUUCUAUCAUGAGCCUCUGUGUCAUCUCCGUUGACCGCUACAUCGGAGUCAGUUACCCCCUGCGAUAUCCUUCCAUAAUGACGAAGCGCAGGGCUCUGCUAGCUGUGAUGCUGCUAUGGGUGCUCUCUGUCGUCAUAUCCAUCGGACCCUUGUUUGGUUGGAAAGAGCCAGAACCAGAGGACGAGUCUGUCUGCAAAAUCACAGAAGAGCCAGGGUACGCAAUCUUCUCAGCUGUGGGCUCCUUCUAUCUUCCUCUGACCAUCAUACUGGUCAUGUACUGUCGGGUUUAUGUUGUAGCUCACAGAGAGAGCCAGGGCCUGAGAGAAGGCCACAAGACGGAGAAGUCGGACUCGGAGCAAGUGAUUCUCAGGAUGCACCGUGGAAACACAACCGUGUCUGAGGAUGAGGCCCUUCGCAGCCGUACUCACUUUGCCUUGCGACUGCUCAAGUUCUCACGAGAGAAGAAGGCAGCAAAGACCCUGGGGAUUGUGGUGGGAUGCUUUAUCUUGUGCUGGCUGCCCUUCUUCCUGGUUCUUCCCAUUGGUUCCAUUUUCCCUGCAUACAGACCUUCAGACACAGUCUUCAAGAUCACCUUCUGGCUUGGCUACUUCAACAGCUGCAUCAACCCCAUCAUCUACCCGUGCUCCAACCAGGAGUUUAAAAAAGCUUUCCAGAGUUUGCUCGGAGCUCACUGUUUGAGGAUGACUCCCCGAACGCACCACCAUCAUCUGAGUGCAAGUCAGAGUCAGACUCAGGGCCCAAACCAGGGCCUCACGCUGACCCUGGACAGCAGGGGGGCUUCCUGCAGACUCAGCCCCUCCUCAUCUGUAGCUCUGUCCAGAACUCCUUCCUCCAGAGACAGCAGGGAAUGGAAAGUGUUCUCUGAAGGCCCCAUCAGCGGCCGAUCUGGACGAGCCAAAACGAGUAGAGCUAAAGUGGCCACGCUCUGCAACAAAAGUCUCAGACGGACCUGCUGCUGCAUCCUCAGAACUGGGAGUCCUCCACAAGAACCCCGUCCUGUCACACACCUUCCAACCAUUAAAAUCCACCAGUUGUCCCUGUCAGAAAAAGGCGAUGCUGUAUAA
Nematolebias whitei (Rio pearlfish) is the source of this 1440-nucleotide messenger RNA. RefSeq names its product adrenoceptor alpha 1Aa (gene adra1aa). Gene Ontology annotation, cellular component: membrane. Lineage: Eukaryota; Metazoa; Chordata; Actinopteri; Cyprinodontiformes; Rivulidae. Gene Ontology annotation, molecular function: alpha1-adrenergic receptor activity. The transcript has 2 exons. The coding region runs from base 1 to 1440 and encodes 479 amino acids. Gene Ontology annotation, biological process: positive regulation of cytosolic calcium ion concentration; cell-cell signaling; phospholipase C-activating G protein-coupled receptor signaling pathway. The record is from RefSeq and is a predicted model, not a curated record.